This is a messenger RNA of Brassica oleracea var. oleracea, 924 nucleotides long. RefSeq lists its product as uncharacterized. Bases 122 to 844 code for a protein of 240 amino acids. The record is from RefSeq and is a predicted model, not a curated record. The transcript has a single exon. NCBI's taxonomy places the organism in Eukaryota, Viridiplantae, Streptophyta, Magnoliopsida, Brassicales, Brassicaceae. Gene Ontology annotation, molecular function: S-adenosylmethionine-dependent methyltransferase activity.
UUCAUUAGCUGGCAUAUUCUCAAUUUGCCUUCAACUACACCUUAUUCUUUGCUUUAUUUUCGAUUUCGACGCUUUAGAACGAGAGAGAUUCAGAGGUUUGUGUUUGAACCAAAAAAACACAAUGAAGCAAUCAAAGACGGUUCUGAAAUAUCUCUUCGUCUUUGUUUUGGUCACCCUCCCUCCCAUGCUCUUCUUCUUCUCUACACAACAACGUAAACCUUUCUUCAACGCCCAAAAAGAUCUCAUCAAGAUCCGACCCGGUUACAAGUCUUACGAUUACUACAUCCAACGGCAGCUCAACAAAACGCUUAACCCUAGGCUACGUACGAUAUGGAUGACACGAGACUGGGACCGUAAGAUCAAAGUAUUCUCAAGAUUCUUCCAAGAUCUUAAGCGUCAAAACUUCUUAUCCAACGCUUCUAAAUGUCUCUGCGUCGGAGCUAGAGUCGGACAAGAAGUGGAAGCGCUGAAACGUGUGGGCGUGACAGACUCGGUCGGGAUGGAUCUUGUUCCGUAUCCACCGUUGGUGGUCAAAGGAGACUUUCAUCACCAGCCGUUCGAUGAUGAGACUUUUGAUUUCGAAUUCUCUAACGUGUUUGAUCAUGCGCUUUACCCGGAGAAGUUCGUUGGAGAGAUUGAACGGACACUACGACCAGGAGGUAUAUGUGUGUUACAUGUGGCUCUCUCUACACGCUCGGAUAAGUAUUCUGCGAACGAUUUGUAUAGUGUGGAGGCAUUGGUUAGGCUGUUCAGAAGAUCGGAGGUGGUUCACGUACGAAAUGUGGACGGCUUGGGUUUGGAUACGGAGGUGGUUUUUAGGAAGAAAAGGGAUUCAUCAAAGUAACCCAGACUUGAAUGUUUUUGCUUCUUUUUUUUUCGUGUUCCACAUUUAUUUUUUAUCUAUUAUUUUCUAUCGAAUCACAU